Penicillium soppii is the source of this 1419-nucleotide messenger RNA. RefSeq lists its product as uncharacterized. NCBI's taxonomy places the organism in Eukaryota, Fungi, Ascomycota, Eurotiomycetes, Eurotiales, Aspergillaceae. The coding region runs from base 1 to 1419 and encodes 472 amino acids. Gene Ontology annotation, cellular component: nucleus. The record is from RefSeq and is a predicted model, not a curated record. Gene Ontology annotation, molecular function: zinc ion binding; DNA-binding transcription factor activity, RNA polymerase II-specific; RNA polymerase II cis-regulatory region sequence-specific DNA binding. The transcript has 4 exons. Gene Ontology annotation, biological process: positive regulation of transcription from RNA polymerase II promoter by galactose; DNA-templated transcription.
AUGCCUUCUACAGAGACAUCAAAUCUAGUAUGCGUGAACUGUAAGCUCCGCAAGAAGAAAUGUGAUAAAGCGCGGCCGCGGUGUGGAUACUGCGCUCGUUAUGACAUCUCCUUAUACGGCUACAGCAAGAACUUGGACUGUCAAUCCACCUCAACAGAUGUGAAAUACCCGAAAUCAAGGCAACUACUGGCGAGCCCUAGCCCUGUCAUCCGCUCGUCCUUGCUCCUAGCGGAGACUUUGUCGGCUGUGUUGCAAGAUGAACCUACGAACCUGCAUUCUAUAAUAUAUCUGCAGAUCCUCCGCAUCAUUCGAUCGACGGGUCAAACUAUAGACGAGAUCUGCCAUCGAUACUUCCGAGGCAUGCAUUCUUUCAUCCCGAUAUUAUCGGCCCCUCAAUUCCAUGAGCAAUUGAUCCACUUGGCCGCAUUUCCCUCCGCGACAUUUUCUGUACUAUUAUUGUCAAUGGCUCUGGUAACUUAUCAUCCUGGACUGGUCCUGCCUAGCUCUGGUGUUGAUCACGCGACCUUAUAUUUUACUACGAAAUCGCUAUACACCCAGGCCCAAGGCUCCUUUGCGAAUUCCCUACCCCUAAUUCAAGCUGGUAUCAUAAUCGCUAGUUAUGAAUAUGCGACUCAAAGGAUUAAUGAGGCUUUCUGUUCUAUUGGUGUCUGCGCCAGGAUGGGCUAUGCUGCAGGUCUCCACCUUGUCAGCUUGACUGAAGAAUCCCAUUAUUGCUGUCAGGCGGCGGAGAGGUAUAAUACUUGGUGGGGCAUUGUGAUUACCGAAAGGACCAUUUUGUGCGAAGUGGAUAUCGUUCCACAACCCAUAAUUUCCAUCUUUCCAGAGGGAGAUGUUUCACUACCAAAAGAGCCCAUUUCAUCCAAAUCGGACCCAAAUCUAUUUAUUGAUGCCGUUUCUCGAAAUUAUAUAGCCGUCGAUGACUACGAUGGAUUGGCCAGGGUGACUCAUUCCAUAUGGCUCCUGGACCAGGUCUUGAGUGCUUCAAAAGUGCGGGAUCUCGGUGCCCGAUUGGCUCAACUUGUUAAGCUAGACUAUGAUUUACGAGCAUGUCUAGAGCUGUCAAUGGAACGAUCCGCGGGCCGAUGGGGUUUGUUCUGCACAGCAAAUGCUAUUGUCUUUAGAGAAGUAAUUCAAAGCGCGACUGGUGUUGCUCGUUCGAACUCCUAUGUUGCACUCGACACAGUCACUCAGAUGGUGAGGGAUAUCGCUGCUACCCAACACGGUAUAACCAUCGGGGAUAUGGAUAUGCUACCACCGAGCCGAGCAUUUGUGUUCCGGGCUGCGCUGCACUACCUUGAUGAAUUUGGGACUAAAUGUGAUAGAUGGGACAAUGUUCGGACUAAUCUUGAAGCAUCAUUAACAAUGUUUGAUCAACGUUGGAAUGCUGUCUCUGUAUGA